Triticum turgidum subsp. durum (durum wheat) is the source of this 297-nucleotide messenger RNA. The record is from the annotation of a GenBank genome assembly. NCBI's taxonomy places the organism in Eukaryota, Viridiplantae, Streptophyta, Magnoliopsida, Poales, Poaceae.
AUGCGCUCCUGCCGGAGGGGUUCGUGGAGUGAACCGACGGCCGCGGGCUCGUCAGCAAGCGGUGGGCACCGCAGGUGGACGUGCUCCACCACAGGGCCAUGCGGGUGGAACUCGGUGCUGGAGGGGAUCAUGGCUGGUGUGUCGAUGUUGGGCUGGCCGCUGUACGCGGACCACAGGAUGAACAAGGUGUUCAUGGUGGAGGAUCUGAGGAUCGCGGUGGAGAUGGUUGGGUGGCAGCAGGGGCUGGUCCGGGCCGACAAGGUGGAGGCUAAGGUUAGGCUUGUGAUGGAGUCCUAG